UUGAGUAGGCACUUUUGUUGGUUUGUGUUAGUGUUCCAAGGUACAUAUAAUUAUGGAGCAAGCGUUGCCGACUGCCAAAUAUUUAUUAAUGAAAUCAUUUACUCACGGUACCGAAGGCCAGCUUCCACUCAUUAAGACCGUAUUGCCAUAGCUUGCCAUCUCACGAUUUAUCAAAAUAUUUUUACAACAUUUUAGUCUUGUCGCAGUCGCUAUGCCAGCGUUGAACGAUGCCAUAUCACAAAGACGUUUCAAGCAAGUUUAUUUCCUCAUGAACUACGGCGUAGACUUAAACACGAGAAAUGUUGCUGGAAAGACAGCAUUAAUGCAGCUUUGUGAACUAAGACCAGAAGAAACAGCAAUAGUUUUAUCAAAAGCACUUGUGAAAAGAGGCGCACGAAUCGAGCUAUGCGAUAGAAAUGGGAAAAACUCACUUGUUUAUGCCAUAUUGCACCAAAGAGAAAAACUUAGUCGUUACUUUCUUGAAGAAGCUAUUCAUUAUGACCUGAACGCCAAAGACAUGGAUGGAAAUACGGCUCUUUCUCACGCUGCUGCAAUAGGGAGCAUGGAAAUAAUUCGUCUGAUUGUUCGACUUUUGAAAAAAUUUCGACUCAGUGUUGACGUUCCUAAUAACAAGGGAGAAACUCCUUUGAUGCGAGCUGCGAAACAAGGGCAUAUUUCCUGUGCCAAGUUUAUUUUAUCCGAAGGUAAGGCUUCAAAAUAUAUGCGAGAUAAUAACUGCUGGAAAACGGCUUUGGAAUGGGAAGAAAGUUUACGUUCAGAAAACCAGCCGAAACUGGAGUGUUGUACUGGGCCCUUGCUUACUAAGUGUACUACGGAAGAAGAGACACAUGACCCUAGAAGGAGCAAGUCUGCUACCAAUGAAUGCAAAGAAAGUGUGAUUGGAAUAAGACCAGAUAGUUCUCCCUCAUUGUUCAAGCCAAAAACUUCACAAAGACAGGAGAUUGAACGUUUAUUUGAUGUUUACAAAGAUCAGUUAUCAAGUACUUAUAGAAAAGGAUACGUGAAUAGCAAAAUCAGUGAAACACUAGAAACAGAGACUGAAGGAUUCGAUUGUGUACCGACUAAAAAAUUUGAAGAUGAAUUUGAGGACGACAUUUUAGAGAAAUCCACCUCAUCUGGGAAUUCCACCCGAAGACUGUUUGCUAAAGGUGCUGCAGUAGUUAAGUUUAGAAAAGGAACUGCUUCUAGAGGUCAGCUUACCAGAACAAACACUUUGUCGGUGUCAUUCCCGCCUGGACAGGCUUCAAAAAUCGAAAACGCUUCUUUGGUAGAAAAGUCAAAUUCAGCAAAAGUCGCCGAGUCUCCCAGGACCGCACUUAACCGACCAAGGCGUCCUGCACGAAGUAAAUCAGAGAUUCCUUACGACUCAAUUAGUCGAUUAACGAAAGGAAUCGAAAACAAAUCGUAUAGCCCAAUACAGAAUAAUAAACUGCCAAGGAUUCAGUCACUUAAGAAGAGGAGAACAGAUUUGAGUAUGUCGACUGUUAUGGAGGAUGAAGAGAAUGACGAUUAGUAAGCAUUUCAAAAAUUAUUUGGAAGUAGGGUUGAAUAGAAACUGGAAUUUGUUUACUUUAAUCUGGAAAAAAUGGGAUUAGUAGCACUGGGAAAAAUUGCCAAUCGGGGAAUACGAUAUAAACUUUGAAAAAUUUUUCUGACUAAUUUUCAGUUCAUUAUUCGGCAUUUUUUUAGCUAAUACGUUUGCAUAAAGAUGUAAAGAUGGAAUAUCUUUUACCUAGCUACCGUAUAGCCAGUCUGAAAUACGAUUAUUAAUUGUAUUACCCAUUUUUGACCCUAAAACACUCAAUCCAUAGUUUAUGAGAAGUUUGGUUCGUAGCUCACUAACGGAUGAAUAAACCCCAAAAAGCGGAAAGAUGGCGAAAAAACCCCGACAAAUUCGAAAUUAAAACGACUUAGAAAAGGAUUCAUAAAGCUAAGCCCUUGGUUUUUGUCUAAAUCAUUGUAAUUAAAUAUAAAGGAUUACUAAUACAAUUAACCUUUAAAAGCUUUGACGCGAAAUUCUCUAAUAUAUGAAAAAUCGACUUACAAGUGCAAAUCAUUGAAAAUUGGACUUACUGAGCUAAGAUAUAAUCUAAAUGGAUCAAAAAUGAGCCCGACUGUCUGACACCAGACAUAUGCUCGUUAAUGAGAGUUAAUGAGAUUAUCUGUGCACCACUGUCUAUUCAUAAACUAUAAAUUGUUUUUCUAUUUCAUUUAUUGCUAUAUUUAGUUUGAUCUGUGAUAAGAUUUGAUGGAUAAACCCCCCAAAAAAGAAAAAAUAUGGCGAAAAAAAGACAAAUUCGAAAUAAAAACGACUUUGGAAAGGAUUCAUAACGCUAAGCUCUUGGUUUUUGUCUAUAUCAUUGAAAGAAAAUAUAAAGGAUUUCUAUACAAUUAACCUUCAAAAGCCUUGCCGUCGUUUGCAUUACUACGCGGCCACCCCAGACACAAAUCGCGUCGUAUAGUUUGCAAUAGACUGCCGUCAAUCAAACACCUCAUUCUACUUGGAUGUACUCGAACUCUUUGCAAUCGCUUUCGGAACUUUCCUUCGUGAUAUCUUACUGACUAAAUUUGAUAGAAAAGCCAACUCACUGAUCCAAACGUGUGUAAAUGGCGUCAACAUGAAUGAUUGACGGCAGUCUAUUGCAAACUACACGACUCGAUUUGUGUCUGGGGUGGCCUCGUAGUAAUGAAAACGACGGUCACGCGAAAUUCUCUAAUACAUGAAAAGUCGACUUAUACAAGUGCAAAUCAUUGACAAUUGGACUUAGUGAGCUAAGGAAGAUAUAAUCUAAAUGGAUCAAAGAUGAGCCCGGCUGUCUGAUUCCAAUUGUUUACCAGACAUAUGCUCGUUAAUGA
Molecule: messenger RNA, 2877 nt
Organism: Actinia tenebrosa (Australian red waratah sea anemone)
Lineage: Eukaryota; Metazoa; Cnidaria; Anthozoa; Actiniaria; Actiniidae
Molecular function (GO): protein binding
Source: RefSeq, a predicted model, not a curated record